AUGAGUAAUAGACAAAAUACCGAAAAGCCAUUUUCAUCUACGGAACCUCUUCCGUGGCGUCUGUUGGAUCCCGGCUUAUGUCUUGAAGGUAUUUGUUUGAGAACAAAUGGAAAAUGUGUUGCACAUAAACAAAUGGUCAUUGGCACACUAGAAAUGGGCAAAUUUACCAUUUCUCGUAAUUAUAUUUUCAAAUGUCCUAUGUGUGAAAAUAAUGUGCGCGCUAACAAAUUUGGUUUAAAUCGUUGUCAAUGGCGAAUAAUACAUACUAAUAAAUGGUUAAGUGUUGGUGAUGUUUACGAAAAAUAUGAUUUAAGUUCAUUACCAAUAAACAUUGAGACUCAACCUUUGCCUAGUGAUUUUGAACCACCUGAGAACUGUUCAAUAUGUUUAGCAUUAAUGGAUAAAAAAAAUCAAUGUUUCAUUUUACCAUGUAAACAUAUAUUUCAUAUGGAAUGUAUUCAUGGUUGGAUUGAUGCUGAAGAAGAUGCAUCACUUCAAUGUCCGAUUUGUCGACGACCGAUUUUUGAGUAA
This is a messenger RNA of Rotaria socialis, 531 nucleotides long. NCBI's taxonomy places the organism in Eukaryota, Metazoa, Rotifera, Eurotatoria, Philodinida, Philodinidae. The record is from the annotation of a GenBank genome assembly.